Messenger RNA from Xyrichtys novacula (pearly razorfish), 15341 nucleotides. The record is from the annotation of a GenBank genome assembly. Lineage: Eukaryota; Metazoa; Chordata; Actinopteri; Labriformes; Labridae.
GCCCCCUGGUGGACGCCUCCGGCAGCUGCAGGAGGAUGAACUGUUUCGGAAGUGGACUCUGCAGGCCGGGGAGAGGAGCUACCGGGGUAACCGAGGAGGUGAUGAACCAUCGGUAGUGCCAUCGGGACAUAUAACAAACAACUGCAACUGCACCGGAGUUCACACACAGCUGGAGGAGUGCGUGUGUGUGUGCUGUGUGCUCACAGGUAAGUCUGUGAGAAUAACAGACGACAUGACGUGAGCCUGUCCGUGUAGCUACUUAGCAUGUGGAGCUAACCUGUACUGUAAGGUGUGCAGCGCUUCAGCUAAUCAGCUGUGAGCUAAAGCUGUGACAGAAGUAUCAGAGAUACAGCUACAUACAGAAAAGGAUGAUUCAACUGUGUACCUGGAAAAACGUGUGAAAGUGACAUUAAAGGAAAAGAAACGUCUGAGUUGAGUCCCUGUUAGCUGUUAGCAUGUGUCAGAGAAACUGCGACUUAAUGAAAGAGCGAUUGUGUAAAGAGGAGGCUCCUGCUGCUGCCUGCGUGGCCAGACCUGAACCCGGACCUCUAACUGAUAAUUAUGACAUCCAAGUCCCGACCCGAGACAGGUUAUACAGCGACCUAGACUCUGACCCGACACUCGGAGAGACCCGGACCCUGACCCAAGACUGAGAGAGACCUGGACCCUGACCCGAGACAGUUUCUACAGAGAGCGGAAACCACACUGAUUCUAUAGAGACCUGUACACCUGUAUUCAGGUACCAGGUAGGGGAGAUUGGGUUAAGAUGAGCCAUUUUUCAUAUUUCGGAUCACAACCUCAAGGCAAUCAUAGUUUUGUCUCUAACUAGUGUAUCUGCAUAUAUUUUAAGAUGUUGUGUAUCCCUGCAAACUAACAGAAUGAGUGUAAACAUAACUGUCUUGAUAAUAUAGCAUGCAAAAAUAAAGUGGUCUCCUAUGGUCAACUUACCCCGUGUAUGGGGUAAGUUGAGCCAUAUCCCUACUCCCCACUCCAGCCCUCCCUCACCUUCUCUCUCCCUAAAUAACAGUCACUUCUUCACAUUCAUGUGUAUUUUUAUCUAUUAUACACGAUUCAACUGGUGAAAUAAUUCUUUUUAUUAUUGCUGCAUAUAAGCGCUAAAAAGUUGUUUUGUAAAAAGCCAUUUUACCAUGAGAAUGUCUAUAAGUGAUUCAGAACAUUCAUGGCUGUAUUUUUGGGAAGAAAAAGUAACACAUUUCAACAAUCUGAACUGAAACUCUGAUCCUCUCAUCAGACUUCUUUACUUUCUCAAUUGAACCAAUGGCUCAACUUACCCCAGAACUACUAUGAUGACUUUAUUAGUCCUCUACGCUAAAAUGGUGGACUUUUAUGUUAGGUUUUUGAGCUCAUGUUUUAGCUCAUAGAUACCACAAUUGAUGUACAAAACACAUUUAAAAUGAUAUUUUUUGGUCUGAACACAAUCCUAAUAAAACUUAUGACGGACUAAAUUCACUUUCAAGAGUGAAAAAUGUUUUUUUGGAAAUAAAUGUCUAACCUCUUCACCCAUGUACUUCUAACCUUCACAGACUCCAUGAAUUGAUGCCCAUCUCUUAAGUAUUUGGUCACAUGAUCAAUGUCUCUCACCAUUUCCAAGCAACAGGGAGUGGCUCAACUUACUCUUUAGCUCAACCGACCCCACUCUCCCCUAUUCUUCAUUCAGAGAGCACAACCCAGAUCAGAGACUGAUUACAGGAAUCUAAACCCAGCCCAGAAAAUGUCUGUAAAAAGACACCUAGACCGUGCAUAUGCAGACGUAGCAUAUACAGAGAACUAAAUCCAGACUAGAUAUAAAUGGAGUCUGUCAAUACGCGGACCUGAAUCCAGACAAAAGAAUGUUAAAAACUAGGACUCCAUUGUAUAAGGACCAGACAAGUCCCAAAUCCAGACAAGAAACCCAUAAUACAGAAACAUGAAUUCAAAAAGGAGACCUCUGUACAGAGACCGGAUUCAAGUCUGAGACUGAUUAUGCAAGAACCCCAAUCUAUACUGUUGCUAUAAGGAUCUGUUACAAGAUCCAAUAUAAGGACUCCAUUUCAGACCAGACUUUUUAUAACGUCUUUCAAUUUAGAGACCAAAAUUCAGACCAUGUACACUUCAAACAGGGACUUUGGACGAGACAAAACCAGAUUAAAGACUUCCUGUAUUGAGUCCUUAAACCAGAACAUAGGGUGUUUUUGCGAGAACACCAAUCCAGAGCGGCUCAGCCCUUGUUUGUCAGCUGAUAGCAGCUGUUUAAUGAUGUCUUUAACUCUUAAUGCUCUGUAAGGCCUCAGGUGUGAAAUGUCACCUGUUUGAGCUCCAGCAGGUUAACAUGCAGAGUGUCAGUAAAGCUCAGGCUGACAAACAUUUCAACUCCAUAUGACCCCCAGAGGGGCUUCAUGAUUGUCACCUCCACCCCCCUGUGGACAGACAGAGGGGGAAGGAUGACUUUAUCUACCUGACACAUGAAUUAAACACCUCGGCUCAAAUCGAUCUCAUAUUUCUGAUGAACACUCAAACAGACACACAGACUGUUUCCCACUGGUCUGGAUCUCUUCUCUGGACCAGCUCCAGCUGGACUGCAGAUCUGGGUCAUCCUCUACCCUGAGGGGGAAGACAGCAGCAUGUCCAUCAAUUUAUUGACACUGACAUUGUUAAUAUGUCUCUCUAACUCUCCCCCUCCUCCAUUUUUCCCUCCCUUUAGGUGAUCUCUUGUCUCGUGUCAGCGUCGCUCCGCCCCUCUCAGAGUCUGUCUGUCAGGGUAGGUGGGCAGGCGUCGUCAGGGAGAAAUAGGGGCCAUGUUUCAGGGGUGAGGGGGAUCGGCUGCGGGGGACACACACAGCAUCAGGUGAGGAGGGGGGAGAUGAAGCUCAAACAGCGCGUGGUGGUGCUGUGUGCCGUGCUCCUCCUGCUCGGCCUCGCCAAGAUCUUCCUGCUGGAUGGAGGCGAGGGCUCCGCUGCCAGUCGCCGGGACCUCCGAGCCUUCCGCAAGGUCAGCAUCCCAUCUGCAGGGCAUGAUCAAUCAGUUAACCAAUCAGCUGUGAUCACUGUCAGCAGCCUUAAGCCUUUUGAUGACUUAUUUUUUUCAAUAUUAAUUUAUUAAACUGCUCCACAAUAAAAAGCAGAAAUCAGGUACCUUCAGUCUUUACACAGCAGGAUGAUGAUCAGGCACAUCUCAGUGUUUAAACCUCAAACACUGCUGGAGGUUCUAGUUUUUACAAAGUAAUCUGAUAGGAUUAAAUCUGAGUAUUGGGUUAUUUUGCAGAUUUGACCCUCAGUGUGUUGUGGAAAACUUGUGGGAAAGCUUUGACCCACAAAAAAACAGGAUUCUCCUAAACCCAGCAGAGGGCUGGAUUGAGACUUAGUCACACAAACUACAAGCAAACUGUAGUUUUGUUGAAGUAAACUGUUAAGCUGGGCAACAAAUAAAAGUUUUUAUAGGAGUGAGUGUUGGGAAAAUGCUCUUCGAUGUUAUUUGCUUCAGUCAUAGCAUACAAAGUAAAUAUUAGAGCUGUAAAGAAGGAUUAUGUCCUUCAAAACAUCAUCACUUUUAUCACUGAGUAUUUGCUUUCUGUAAGGGUGACAUGCUGUGGACUAUGUAUGCAGCUUGUGUUUGGAGCACUUUAAUCUGGAUUUGAUAAUUCUUUAAAUUCUACUUUUAAUUCUGAUCGAGAUGAAACCAUAAAUGUUUUUGUGUGAGUGAUUCUGAUUAAUCGAAAAUAAAGAUUAAAAGGAACAUAGAUGUUGGGGGGGGGGGAUCGAGCACUACAGCAUAGUGUCGCAAUAUGUUGUCUGCUGAUAUAUCGUAUCGUCUCAUUUACCAAGUAUCGUUUUUACAAAUUAAUUUCUUAUAUGAAGUCAAAUCUAAGAUAAUGGAAAAAUAAAAUCAACUGUUUGUCCAGUGAGGUUGGCAGAAGUGACAUCAUAGAGCAGGAGAAAGUUAGUACAACAAAUAUAUAUAAGGUUUGCAAGAUGUGCUACAUGAAAAUAAAAUAAAGCGUAAAUAAGAGAAACAUAAAGGAAAGACAAAUGCUAAAUUAGCUAAACAGCUAAUUUAUACUCACUGUAUUGCAAAAUGUUAAAAAUCACAAUAAUAUCGUAUUUUGGCCCAAGUAUUGUUACAGUUUUGUAUCGGGGGGCCACUGGUGAUUCCCACCCCUAUUAGAUGGUAUAUACCGUCUAUAUGGCCCUCUAGGUUUGAAGCAUUUCAGUGAACUUCAGUUCAGACAACAAAGACUUCAACCACUGUGAUUGGUCAGCUGGGUUGCAUCACGACUUUCGUGUUUCCAACAUUUUCAGAUUCUGCUUUAGUCAGCUGCAUAAUCGCUGCCUGAUAUUUAUCAGCUUGUACUCAGCCACCUCAAGGAAAGAGAGAAAAUGUGGAUGCUUCAUGCACUUACAUGUAGUGAUCAUGACAGUGUUGGCCACUACAGCCAAACUACAGAACCAACAUAGAACUAUCAACAAACUCUAGAUUCUCGCUGUCUGACAGUCAUUGUUCUCAGAUAUACACUCACAGCAGAUGUGUUCAUAAGAAUUCAUCAGGUAGAAACAACUUAGAAACAGCUCUGUUUCCUGGCAUGGUUGACAAGAGAAGUUUAGAUAAAGUCAGGGUUCAACUUUUCAUGUUCACACCUGUGAGUGCUAUGUGUGUGUGUGUGUGUGUGUGUGUGUGUGUGUGUGUGUGUGUGUGUGUGUGUGUGUGUGUGUGUGUGUGUGUGUGUGUAUUCAUGACUGUGAAACAAUCAUUAUCAUUUAUCAUCUUCACCCUCUUCCACAGAUGGAGGCCAGCCUGUCUCUGUCCCGUGGGGCGCGCCUCACCCACACCCUGCAGUCUCCAUGGGAGAUAGCGAGUCAGUGGGUGGGUCCAAGGGAGGUGUACCCUGAAGACACCCCUGAGCUGGCGGCGGUGCUCACUGCGCUCAGCGCGGCCCGGAUCGAGCGGGCUGACGUGGGCUACAAGGGCACGCAACUGAAGGCUCUGCUGGUCUUGGAUGGGGGUCAGAAGGUGGUCUUCAAACCCAAGAGGUGAGACCUGCUCCUGUGGGUGGGUUGUGGGUCACCUGUGUGUGUGUCACUGUGAUUUACCCGUCCAACUGUGUCUCAGGUAUAACAGAGACUAUGUGGUGGAGGGCGAGCCGUAUGCAGGCUACGACAGACACAACGCAGAGGUGGCUGCUUUCCACCUGGACAGGUGAGCACAUGACAUCACAGACCAGACUGUGAUUGUGAGGUUUGGGAUUUUUCAUGUCUGGGUUACCUCUGUGUGCUCUGCAGGAUCCUGGGCUUCAGGAGAGCGCCUCUAGUGGUUGGGAGGUAUGUGAACCUGCGGACGGAGAUCAAACCUGUGGCCACAGAGCAGCUGCUGAGCACCUUCCUCAUGCAGGGUCAGUUCACUCUGAUAACAGAAGCAGAGUCUUCAUGAAAGGUUCCCUCUCUGUUCACUCGUCUGUUGUCUCUCUCCAUCACUGUGUCUGUUUGUCCUCUUUUUUUUCAUCUCAGUCAGUAUACCUGCUUAAUAAGUUAAGAGUCAUCAGAGAACCUCACUACAGUCAUGUUAACCAUGGUGUUGUUUUACUGUUUGACAAGGUGACAAAGAACAGAUCUUUAAAAGUAUGUAGAUAAUUGGAGAUGAUACUGCUCGCUCAGUCUCUUAUUUACCAGAGCAGUAAAAAGUAUUUCUUUGUCAGUCCACUAGGUGGUGCUGAGUGUGCGCUGUAAUAAACAGAGCCGAGGAAGAACUGAGGAUGUCUUAGGAUAAAAAUGAUUGUCAGAUGGUUUUAUUAAGGGACGAAGAUUUUGAGUUAUUCAAAAUCUCUUUAGUUCUUAUCAAAGCAGAAUAUGGAUCCACCUUUUCCUUCCUUCAUUUUUUUCCCUUUUUUUAUUUGUUCCAUUCCUCCUCCUCCUCCUCCUUCUCGUUUUCCUUCCUGCGUUUUCCCCUCUGUCCCCAACUCCUGCCCUUCCUCCUUCUUUCCCCACUCCUUUUCCUUCCUUUCUUCUUCCUUGCUCUCUCCUUCCCUGCCACCUUUUUUUCUGUCCCUCCUUGUCUUUCUUCCCUUUCCUAAUAUCACCCCCCCUCCUUUCCUUCUGCUCCUUCCAUUCCUCAUUUUCUUCUUUUACUCUUCCUUUACUUUUUCCCUCUUCUUGUUUUCCUUGUCUUUCUUUUGUUGCCCCAUCUUUUUUCCAUCUUUUCUCCCUUCUCCUCCCCUUCCUCUUGUCUUUGUCUUCUUCGUUUCCUCCUCUUACCCCCCCUCCCAUUUUCCCUCUUUUUCAUUUUCUCUUUCUCUCACGCUUUUGUCUCCUUUUAUCCUCUGCCACCUUUUUUUUUUAACCUUUACCUUUUCAUCCACUGUCUUUCCCUCCUUCACUCCUUAAUACUCCCAUUUUUUUUUCAUUUUUAACUUUUGAUCUUUUCUCUCUGUAUUUCGUCUUUUCAUGCUCUUAGUUUUUGUUUAUCUCCUUCUUCUUCUCUAUCUCUCUGCAGGUAACAACACCUGUUUUUAUGGGAAAUGUUAUUACUGUCGGGAAAGUGAGCCGGCAUGUGCAGAUGGAGAGAUGAUGGAGGGCUCUUUAACCCUCUGGCUGCCGGACGUGUGGCCGCUGCAGAAACACAGACACCCGUGGGGACGCACAUACAGAGAGGGGAAGCUUGCCAGGUGAGUCAUACCUGAGUGACAGACUGUUAUCGCACUGACUCACAUCUUCUCAGCUGAAUGCAUGGAGUGAAUCUCUUUUAUCUGUCUGUGUGUUUAUGUGUUUCGACCAGGUGGGAGUACGAUGAGAGUUACUGCGAGGCUGUGAAGAAGAUGCCGCCGUAUGAUGCCGGCCCACGGCUGCUGGAUGUCAUCGAUACAGCCAUCUUUGAUUACCUAAUUGGAAAUGCUGACCGGCAUCACUACGAGAGUUUCCAGGACGAUGGCGGCGCCAGCAUGCUCAUCCUGCUCGACAAUGCCAAAAGGCGAGGAAACAACAAAAACACAAAGAUGAUGCUUUUUUAGGUCAUGAAGAGUCAUAAGCAUUGAUCUCAGUAUGUUAUACCAACUACAAACUCAUCACUGUAUGUCUAAGUUUGCCAAUGAAACCUCCCCUAAAAUAGAAAGAAAAAAUCCCCCGAUAUAUGAAGAAUUAAGGGGAAUCCCCUCCACUUCAAAACUUGAUUUUCAUGCCUGAUUGAAAACCGAUAAUAAAUACUUUCUAACCUAUAUUCUAUUUACAACAUUACAGGAAGGAAGUUCCCCCUGAGCAGAGCUGUCAGGUUUCUGUCUCGGGUUGUUAUUUUGUUCUUUGUCUCCUUUUAUUUGCAGCUUUGGGAACCCAGCUUUAGAUGAGCGCAGCAUCCUUGCCCCCCUCUACCAGUGCUGCAUGUGAGUACUCUGAUCCAGAAUCUAGAAUUAGUGCCUGGUGCUUGCAAAAUGCAGGUGAUGAUUUACAACCCCACAACAAUUUUGAUAUGUUAUGGAAAACAUUGGUUCAUUUAAUUUGAUGUCAGCAGCAGGUUUCAAAACAAUUCUCAGAGAAACAACCAAACAGAUAGAAGUUAUCCCAAAAGUGCAAUGCUAAAUAAACACCUGGAGGAACAUCUGCCAACUAAUGAGGUGAAUUUCCAACAGGUUAGUAACAUGAAUUGGUAUAAAAUGGACUUUCAGAGAGGCUGAGUCUCUUCACCACUUUGGUUCACCACUCUGUGAGAGACUGAGUGAGCUUUUAGGUCAACAGUUUCAGAAUAAUGUUCCUGAGUGUCAAAUGUGAAAGAAUGAGUGGAUUUCAUCAUCUACAGAACAAAAUAUAAUUAAAAGAUUCUGGAGAAAUCGCUGUACAAAAGGGACAAGAACCAAAACCAAGACUGAGUGGUCCUGAUGUUCAGAUCCUCUGUUUUUAAUGCACUGCAUUUAAAACAGACAGGACUCUGGAGUGGAAAUCACUGCAUGGACUCAGUAUCAAUUCCAAGUGUAUCAUGCAUCGAGGACAGCAUGCAGUGCUGUGAAAAAGUAUUUGCCCCCUUACACAUUUCUUCUAUUUUUGUCUUUUUUUUGUCACAGUUACAUGUUUCAGAUCAUCAAACAAAUAUGAAUGUUAGACAAAACCUGAGUAAAUACAAAAUGCAGUUUUAACCUUAGAUUCUGCACAAGGAGUAGAGGGACCCCCCAGCUUGUUAUCAGCUCACAGUUCAAAGUCAGUACCUGAUGGUACAGGAAUUAUAAGUGUCCAUGGUAUGGGUAGCUUACACGAGCUCCAUUAUUACUGAACAACAUCUACAGGUUUAGGAGCAACAUCUGCUGCCAUCCAGACAAAGACUUUUUCAGUGAGAUAAUGACAAACUAAAUUCUGCAGGGACUACAACAGCGUGGCUCUGUAGUAGAAGAGUCCUGCUGAUAAAUACAACAUUUCACUUUUCAAACUCCAGAAACAUGUCUGCUGAGUUCACUAACGUUGACUGAGUGUUGGUAAAAGAAGAGCUGAUGACACCCAAUGUCCUUGUAAUUACUUUUUAGAAACAUGUUGCUGGCGCUAAAUUUAAAAUGAGCCGAUUCGCUUCAUAAAACCUAUAAAAAAAAUGAUAGUCUCAAUAUUUGAUAUGUUGUCUUUUCAGUUUCUAGGUUGAACUUAAAGGACAUAUUUAUGUUUUGUCGUUCUACUUGUUAGCUGUUGUGUCCCACCCCUUGAUUGACCCUCUUACCUCAGACUGCUCUUUAGCCCAUCAACUUUUAUUGGCUGUUAAAUCAAAAUGCUGAUCUUAACGCCUCUGACUCUGUGUGUUAGGGUACGAGUGUCUACCUGGAACAGACUGAACCUGCUGAGGAGCGGAGCUCUGAGCUCUGCGAUGCGCCAGGCUCUCGGUUUCGACCCCAUCCAGCCUGUCCUGUCUGAGCCGCACCUGGCCGCCCUGGACCGCCGUCUGUCUGGUGUCAUAGCGACGGUGAAGCAGUGCAUGGAGAGUCAGGGUCCCGACAACACACUGAUCGAGGACCGCAUGAACCUCCCUCACCCGUAAAACGCACACAGGACAGUGCUGGUGAGGGGGAGGAAGGAGAGGACGGAGCAGAUGGGUAAAGGACUGCACUCCCUCUCGCUCUGUUUCCUGUCUGAUUACAGGACGGCUCUCAGAUUUGGAUUCAGUCUGAACUCUCUCUGGACUGUUGUAUAUACAGGACCAUAACGGACCUCCGACCCUGCGCCGAGUUUCAGGCUGUCCACGGUCUCACACUGAAGAGUCGACUGUGAUGAAUGAAAAUAAUAAACCCAGAUUCAAAUGAUUUUUCCUCUCUUGAACUCAAACUGAACUCUGAUUGGAGGAAAUCACUGUACAGACUUAUUUCCAUAGUGACCUAAAAAUAUACAUCUGUUCUAAUGUUCAGCACAUAGAAGAGUGUGUGUUUGUGAGAGAGUUUGUGUGUGUGAGGGAGUGUGUGUGCACCAUAUUGUGCCAUAUAUAAGAAGCUACUGACAUGACAGACUUGAAGGGGGGGUGUGAGGGUUCAUCUUCAUCAUUAAACUCUGAUCUAUUUAACUGAGCUGAUCUCAGGUCUGUAUUUCUGUUGCAAUCUGUCGCAAUAAAGAAAUAGUCAAAGGUUUUUAAGUGAGGUUGUACAAGAAGCAUGUCAAUGGUAGGUGUUUUAUCCCAGUCAGCUUGGCCCUUUUUGUUGAGAGGCCAUCCAGAGAACCAGAGCAGAAGCUGGGCUAGCCACAGGUCUUACUACUCCAACAAUAGCCCAAAUGUCCUGGAAGUGUAUUAGGAAAUCUCUCAGCACUUUCUUUUGCCAUCACGUAGUCCAUAUGUUGUGCAGACCAAAGGUUAGGUCAUGCAAAAAAAAACAAAAAACAGAGCUAUUUCUAGUUUUCUUGUUGGACUUCUAAAAAUUGUAGAAAGCAGAUGAAGCAGCAGCAUUCAAGGAGGCAGGAGAAGAUGCACAGUUCCUGCAGCUCCUUAGAGUGUAUCAAACCAUGUAAAUGAUUGAAGGUCACAAAAAGUCUCAAAAACUUGAAUUUUACUCGUAGAUGGUCAUCACAUUUUGCCCACCCCCCUACCCCCCAUCUUUAUAUCCACUCUUGCCACUCACUCUUUCAGCUAUGCACAGUGACAUGUCUUCUUGCUCUGAGAGGUAGUUGCAUUAGGUUGCCUCCAAACUGAAACGGAUGAAACUGCCCUUUCUGGGUCAGCAAAAGGAAAAUACCAAAACCCCAGUUAAUAAUCAUGGUGUUCAUAUGGACAAGCUUGUACAAAUCUGACUCUACCUCCUCCACACACCGUCUAAAGAUGACAGUCCUGAACGUUAGAUCCUUGGUGAGCAAAACUUUUCUUGUCAAUGACUUCAUAUGUGCAAACAAGCUUGACUGUAUUUGACUUACUGAAAUAUGGCUUGAUAUGACUGGUAACAAAGAGCUGAUCGAAACUGCAUCUCCUGACUAAAUGUUCACACUGUAUAAGAAGAGCUCAUAGGAAGGUGGGGGAGUUGCAUUUCUGCAUCACACAACAUUAAUUAGUCAUCUAGCCUACCUCGGUGAUUUUUACACAUUUGAAUGUUUAGCUGUAGCUACUACUUAUUAUACAGCAAUCAGAAAAAGAAACAAGAAUAGGAACUUUAUUGAUCGCCGAAGGGAAAUUCAAAUGUCUGUCGUCUCAUUUGUCAUGUCUCAAAAGUCAUCUACUAUUUACAGAAGAGUUGUAAAGUCUGAUGGCUGUGGAUACAAAAGAUCUUCUGAAUCUUCUGAAAGAGAGAGGAGCCGUCCACCACCAUUGGCCCUUUGGUCAAUCAAGGUGUUGUGAAGUGGGUGAUCCAUGUUCUUUAGAAUAGUCUCCACCUUCCUCAGUGUAAACCUCUCCACCACAUCCUCCACUGAGUCCAGCUUGAAUCCAACCACAGAGCCAGCCGUUUGUUAAGACGUCUUGCAUCUUUGUGUUUGAUACUUCCUCCCCAGCAGACUGCAGCGUAGAACAGAACAUUGUAGACACCACAGACCGAUCAAACAUCUGCAACAUCUUACCACAGAUGUCUAUUGAUCGGAGUCUUCUCAGGCAAAAGAGGUGUUUCAUCAGUGAAAACACCUCUCACGUGCUUGUACAGGAGUACAUGUAGUCAUGUAAAUUCUUUGUAAGUGAGAUUAUUGACGACACUGUUCCCAUUAAAAUCAGAGUUAACAGUAGCAAACCAAUAGCUCCUUAAAGGAACAUGGGAAAGAAUAAAGAUGCUUAUAAGAUCCUGCUGAGAGCGUGAACAAAAACGGCAUAAACAUGAGCUUUGACUUUAUUUUGACGUCUAAAAACGCAGAACUGCCAUAACACAGAAUUUAAAAUAACAAGACAAAAACUUAUCUCAAAAAUGAUCAAUGACAAUAAAAAUAAUGCUCAGUUCUUCAUAGAUGAUAAAUGCCUCAACUAAAUGCAAUGGAUGUGCCACUUAGUUCAUGUAAAGGUCUCCAAUAUAAGGAAACUCACUUUACAGCCACACAAAGACAGUCCCUAACUUCCCCCCUGAAUCAGCCCACUACUGUCUUAACUCAUCAGCCUAGUGAUCUUGAGAAAGUGAUCAAGUAGCUAAAUUCUUUCCCCUGCUCUCUUGACCUUGAACCUACAAAACAAUUAAAAGGUGUCUCUCAAUGUCUAUCAGAGGAUCUACUUAAUAUAAUAAUUCCCUUUCUUCAGUCUGGUUUUUCCCCACUUCUCUUAACCACACUGUUGUCACUCCAUUACUAACAAAAAAAAACCCACAAGAAACUUGAUCCAUUAAUUAUUACCAACUACAACCCCAUCUCUAACCUUCCUGUUAUCACUAAAAUCAUUGAAAAGGUUAUCUACAAACCGUUACAUGGUUAUCUCACUCUUCACAAGCUGUAUGAUGUGUACUAGUCAGAUUUUAGAGCAAGUCACAGCUUUGGUAAAAAAGUUAUUAAUGACCUAAAAAUCAACCAUGAUGAAAACAAACUUCCUGUCUUAGUUCUAUUAGAUUUGAGUUCUGCUUUUGACACUGCUGAUCAUAAUACUCUCAUUCACAGGCUAGAAAAUUGUGUUGGACUCUCAGCACCUGUCCUUCAGUGAAAUCAUACUUUCAAAAUAAAUCCCUCUCACUUUCACUUGGUAACGACACGUCAAACACUUCAGCGCUCACUAUGGGGUGCCACAAGGGUCAGUGCUCGGUCCACUUUUAUUCAGCUUUUACAUGCUCCCUCUUGGUACCAUCAUACAGAAAUACAAUAUUUCCUACCAUUCCUAUGCAGAUGAUACACAGUUGUAUGUCUCACUUUCACUUGAAAACACAUUAGUCCAAUCCAUAACCUGGUCAAAUGUAGAGAUGAAAUCAGCCAGUGGAUGUCAAAAAGUCUUCAACAAGUUAACAAAGACAAAAUCAUUACCCCCUCUUCAGCACAGUGAGCAUGUCAGGAGCGUUGGUGUCAUAUUAGAUUAGUUUAGACUUUUGACAACACAUCACAACAAUAAAAAAAAAAAAAAAACGCAGUCUACUUCUGGAAAAGAUUUCCAAACUAAAGCACUUCAUGUGAUUUCAAAGAAUUGGUUCAUGUUUUCAUCUCCCGCAUAUCAGAUGACUGUAAUUUCCUCUUCCCUAUACUACGCAAAUCAAUAAACACACAUUAGUUUAUCUAAAGUACUGCGGCCAGAGUGCCAAAAGAGAACCAAAAGAACACAACAUACUCUACUCAUACUUUUAAAUCUUCAUCAGCUAUGUUCAGUACAGAAUUAAAUUUAAAACACAACUACUUGUUUAUAAAGCUUCAAAUGGUAUCUUUUAUAAGGUGUGAGCCUCCUGAAUGUACCUGAGGAUAAAACAAAAACAGGUGAAGGUGCUUUUCAUCUCCCGCAUAUCAGAUGACUGUAAUUUCCUCUUUCCUGGACUACUCAAAUCAAUAAACACACAUUAAUUUAUCUAAAGUGCUGCGGCCAGAGUGCCAAAAGAGAACCAAAAGAACACAACAUACUCUACUUCUACUGUUAAAUCUUCAUCAGCUACCAGUUCUGUACAGAAUUAAAAUUAAUACACAACUACUUGUUUAUAAAGCUUCAAAUUGUAUCUUUCAUAAGGUGUGAGCCUCCUGAAUGUACCUGAGGAUAAAAAAAAAAAACACGUGAAGGUGCUUUCAGUUACUAUGGUGCUGUGCUGUGAAAUAAGCUUCCUCGUGAUCUGAGGUCUGCAGAAACUUUUUUCAAAUGUUUUCAAACAAUUAUUCUCAUCAUGCUGACAUUUGACAGUCAAAAUCAUAGUUUCUUGUGAAUAUCUAAUAAGACAAAAGUAGAAACAGGUUGUUUCUGCAGCUGCACGCCGGACACCUGCUCCCUCACACCAGUUUCAUGCAUCAAAAAUCCACUAUCAAUCUUUGUAUUUGAAUGUCAUAGAAAGACAUCAGUAUGAAUUGCAGUGUAUUUCAUGAAUGUCAAAAAGUUCCAAACAGGAGCUUCAACCUGUAUUUAAUCACGUUAGUCUCACUGAAACCUGGUCAAGAUAGUCAGCAGCUAAACCACAAAGCAACAGACAUGAACACACAGGAAAGCCCAGCAACAUUAACAGGCACAAACAUUUGAAAUUCAAUUGCAGAGUCAUUUGUGAAAGCCACAGUAAUCUCAAUUAUCUCAUUUAAUGGCUCUGACUUCUUGAGUUUUAAGUCAUUCUGCAGUAAAUGCCAAGCCGAAGGUGAAGAAUACAGCGCUGCAUGGAUUAGUCUUGGGAGUGCAAUAGAUACUGUCCAGCUCAAGACAGUGAGGUCACAGGCCAGGGAUUGCUCUGCUCAUGCCCAUGUUCUGCUACCCAAUAAUAAUAAUGAUAGUUAUCAUGUAAAUGAUAGUUCUGAGUCCUUUAAACAAUUUCUAAAAGCCAUGAAUUUGAUUUUAAAAGUGUGCAUUUAAGUGAGUAUGAAUCAGAUUUCUACACAUACGAACUUGAGUCCUUGGGUACGUGACCAAAAGUGUUCAAGUUAUGUUACGAGGGUCAAAAGCAGGUUGUAGGAAGACUUAAGCGAGUCGUGAUUCUGCCAAUCACACAUGCGCAGCGAUGGCUGAAACAGCUCCAACUCAGCAUUACAGGUAAAAUAAAUAACAUGGUAUUUUAUUGACAUUUCCAGUAUUGUUUUGAUAACACCUCACAAUGAUGUACUUUUUUAAAAACACCAGCCCACUAGGUCGGGGCUUGAUCAUGGUUUUCUCAUGGUUUUGUCCAUCAUGGAUCUUCAGUUUGCUGAAAUAACAACAUCAUGGUGCAAAUUAGUCAAAGGUCAAGCUUUGUCAGGUCUGCCCGCAAGAGGAGAAGAAAACAACUUUUACAAUGACUGUUUGUUGAAUGGAGAUCAGAGCCAUCAUGUCUGAUGCAUUCAGGGAAGUCAGGAAAUCUAAACUCUCAUAGUGACUCAACAUUAAGCAGAUAAGUAUCUCACUGUAAAUGUUUGGUUGAGUUCAGACUGUUAGCCGACCUUAAUGCAGAUAUCCAUUUAUAUUGAGAGAUAAAUCCUCCUCAGAUUUCUAACCAUGGGAGCUGGAUGUCAUUAUUGCAUUCCUUUAAAGGCUGUUUUUUCCUGCAGACACCAAAGCCUGUAGAAACCUAAUUGGUCAGUACGACUCAGAGGCAAACAAAAACCAGAACACUACUCACUGAAACCCUGACCUCCACAAAUUCCCCAAAUGUGAAUGUUUCAACAGAGUCAGAUCUGAAAUAUUCUGCUGAUGGUGAUGGUUUGGUUUGUAAUAAUCACUUUUAUUUUUCUUCCCCUCACUUUCUGUAAAGGCUGGUUUCAUUUUUCCUGAACGACUUCUCAUAAAAUAAACAGCAUUUUUUUAGACACAAGUCAGAAAUUAGUCAGAGGUUUGACAGAGUUAGAUUGACUUCAUGGAUCUACAGGGAGCAUCAGAUAAGACCUGCUGCACCUGGAGCAUCACAGCUAAAUAAGCUGAAGUCAUGCUGUUUCUGUGAACACAACUAUGGUGGUCCAGGUGUGGUGGUAAUGAUGGAGGGUUCAGCUGUGGUUGGAACACCUGCGAUUCAGUCAGCUGUCAUCUGGUCCGAUUACCUGAUACAGUGUUAAUUCUGCAGCUGUUUGUACCACCUCUUUCUGUUAUUUAGGUUUCUAAAGUUCACUGAAGAUCAGACAUAAAGGUGGAGAAAGUAUACACUUUAAACUUAGGAGGAAGCACGGAUCCUUUGGGGGAAAAAAGACUGCGGUAAGAGUAGCAGUAGCGCUUUGACUAAUUUCCUGCAGUUUAUCAUCCAGGCUCUAAAACGUCCUCACAGUCUCAGAAUAAAACCCCCUCUGAAGAACAAUUUGUACAGCUGUUUCUGAGCAAAUCUCCUCUCAUAUGUAGAGACUUAUCCACUGGAAUCUGUCCAACAUCAAGCCAAUAAUCAAUA